Molecule: messenger RNA, 2728 nt
Organism: Macrosteles quadrilineatus (aster leafhopper)
Lineage: Eukaryota; Metazoa; Arthropoda; Insecta; Hemiptera; Cicadellidae
Product: tyrosine-protein phosphatase non-receptor type 11-like
Exons: 14
Coding region: 96-2039 (647 amino acids)
Biological process (GO): protein dephosphorylation
Molecular function (GO): protein tyrosine phosphatase activity
Source: RefSeq, a predicted model, not a curated record
UGUUUCUGUUAGAUGCCAGAACUGUUUAUAGUCGUGGAUUUGUUGCAGGCCUAGUAGUAGGCGUGGCAGCGAAGGUGGAGGGGUGAGAUAGUACUAUGUUGGCGCGGCUGACUAGCGCGCUGUGUGGGUCAGGGGAAGCAGACCACGCCCCUUCCCCCACCACUGACCCUCCUCCCACCACAAAGCGUCAGUCACGUCUGUGGAGAUGGUUCCACCCCAACGUGACGGGACUGGAGGCCGAGAAGCUGCUGCAAGAGAGAGGGUUCGAUGGUUCGUUCCUAGCACGACCCAGUCGCAGCAACCCUGGCGAUUUUACACUCAGUGUCAGGCGGAACGGGGAAGUGACACACAUAAAGAUCCAGAACACGGGUGACUUCUACGACCUGUACGGGGGAGAGAAGUUUGCCACGUUGUCAGAGCUGGUGCAAUUCUACAUGGAGAACCAGGGACAGCUGAGGGAAAAGAACGGAGAAAUCAUAGAGCUGAGGUAUCCUCUGAACUGUGCCGACCCCACCACAGAGAGGUGGUUCCACGGACAUUUGUCGGGCAAGGAGGCUGAGAAGCUAAUACUGGAGAAAGGCAAGAACGGCAGUUUCCUGGUCCGCGAGUCUCAGAGCAAGCCCGGAGACUAUGUAUUGUCUGUCCGGACAGAUGACAAGGUCACCCAUGUUAUGAUCAGGUGUCAGGAUAAUAAGUACGACGUUGGAGGAGGAGAGAAGUUUGAUAGUUUGUCGGAACUCAUCGAGCACUACAAACGCAACCCGAUGGUGGAGACGAGCGGAACAGUGGUGCAUCUGAAGCAGCCCUUCAACGCCACGCGGAUCAACGCUAGCGGCAUCGACCAUAGGGUCAAGGAGCUGCAGAAAGAGAAUGCCCAGCUGACUGGAAAAGCAGGGUUCUGGGAAGAGUUUGAGUCGUUGCAACAACAGGAAUGUAAACACCUGCUGUCUCGCAAGGAGGGACAGAAACCUGAGAACAGGAACAAGAACAGAUACAAGAAUAUCCUUCCAUUUGACCAUACAAGAGUGAAGCUGAGAGAUGUCGAUCCUAACACUCCAGGGUCGGACUACAUCAACGCCAAUUACAUCAAGACGGAAGAGGACAGUGAGUGGCCUCAGAGAGUGUACCUCGCCACUCAGGGCUGUCUGCCAGCUACAACCCCUCACUUCUGGCAGAUGGUGGUCCAGGAGAACACCAGAGUCAUCGUCAUGACCACCAAGGAGAUGGAACGCGGCAAGAACAAAUGUGCGAGAUAUUGGCCAGAGGAAGGUGAGUCCAAGGAGUAUGACCAGGUGACAGUGAAGAACCUCUCACAAUCCUCCACGGCAGACUACACUCUGCGGGAGUUCCUGGUCACAUACCAGGAGGAAGACAGGGUCGUCUAUCACUACCACUUCCAGGCAUGGCCAGACCACGGUGUGCCAGCUGACCCAGGUUGUGUGUUGAACUUCCUGCACGAUGUCAACGCCAGACAGGAGAGUAUACCUGGCGCAGGCCCGGUGCUGGUCCACUGCAGCGCAGGCAUCGGUCGUACCGGGACGUUCAUCGUCAUAGACAUGAUCCUUGACCAGAUCAAGCGUCAGGGUCUAGACUGUGAGAUAGACAUCCAGAGGACCAUACAGAUGGUGAGGUCCCAGAGGUCAGGCAUGGUCCAGACAGAGGCACAGUACAAGUUUGUCUAUCUGGCUGUGCAACACUACAUACAGACUGUGUCUCAGCGGAUGCAAGCCGAACAAAGCCUUCAGCUGGGUCGUGAGUACACCAAUAUCAGGUACAGCAGUGAAGUGAGCGUUUCGCCGACCAUGACGUUGUCGCGCAGCACCACGUCACUUACAACGCCCGUCGCACACAGCUGUCGCGUGACGCAGCCCACGCGAGCUGCCAGUGACGUGCACCUGCCCAGACCGCCGGAAGACAUUCCUCGGCAAAUCUACGAGAACAUACCACUGAAGGAGCGCAAGCUGUCGGCAACAGGCUACAACAUCGGACCUCCACCGCCGAGCUUGGCGCCUCCCCCUCCACCUCCACGCAAGUCGUGACCCGUCGACCACCAACGUUGGUCGGGAUCAUAUUUACCUGUAAAUUGCGAGGGUUGUAAUUAUUGUUAAUCGUCGUGCUUCUAACCACCAAGCACCUUUAUGUAUAUAAAGAGAUACUAAUAUAUUUUUGCUCUGAAGAGCUGUGACGAUGUUAUAAAUGUUAUGUAAAUAACUGUUGACGCUUUUUUGUAUGCACUCGAAUCGUUGGUGAUAAAAUUUGUUUUGAUUCCAAACUCCGUAUUCCUGUUUUAUACUGUUUUUUAAGUAGCACUGUAAUGAUCAUUUUUAAUAUAUUUUUAUCUGUUUUUAACUUUUUGCACAAUAAUUUAUAUCGUUUAACACCGCUUAUGCUGGAGUCAAAUUGUGAAUGAAUACAAUUACAGGUGGAAUUUUAUUGAAGGGAACAACAUAACGGUUGUUCUAAAUAAUCUUUUGGAUUUCCUUGGGUGAGAGUGGAAUUGUAACUUGUGUAAAGACGUCUAGUUCCGGCUAGACUUUGUAUGAGUUCAUCCAAGUCAUUAUUUAUUAAACCAUCACAAAAUCAUAACCUGGCUUUUGUAUAUUCAUAUAAUACUUUGGUCAGUAUUGUUAUAUGUUGCAUAAUGAAAUUAUAUUAAUUUUAUUGCAAUUUUCAUAAAUGAAAGUGUAUGUUAUCUUACUUAUUGUAAUUAUUAAACACAUUCAUGGUU